Molecule: messenger RNA, 1455 nt
Organism: Austrofundulus limnaeus
Lineage: Eukaryota; Metazoa; Chordata; Actinopteri; Cyprinodontiformes; Rivulidae
Gene: rnf122
Product: ring finger protein 122
Exons: 6
Coding region: 487-954 (155 amino acids)
Biological process (GO): ubiquitin-dependent protein catabolic process
Cellular component (GO): nucleus
Molecular function (GO): ubiquitin protein ligase activity
Source: RefSeq, a predicted model, not a curated record
UGCCGUCACAACAACACAGACCCUCGGGCUGUGGAUUGGUCUCUGUGCGUCAGAGGCGUCUGUUGGAGCGGGAGGAGCCCCGUUUCCCCCCUCCUCCUCCCCUCCACACGAAGCAGCUGCUCCUGGGUCAGUGUCAUGUUGUCUAUUAAUGAAAGCAGAGCCACGAGCGUCCGGGUGAGGUGAGGAGCGCGAGACACCACAUCAUCAUCAUCCCCAUCACCAUCACUUCUGCUUUUUCAGUCUGACAGAGGGGGAGGAAGAUCCGCUCAUAAUCUGCUGCUUUUACUCGCUUUUUUUCUCCCGACUUUUUAUUUUUUAUUUUUACCCCCUACCUCCCACCUGAGCUGGGGUCUCGGUCAGCUUUCACCCAGCUGGCUGUCGGUCCUUCCCUCAGGGGGGGGCUUUCCUCCUGCAGCUUGUUGGUAAACACGARUCGGAGCCGGGCGGCGGUGAGGAGGACUCCCCCCCACCCUCUCUGCUGCAUUGAUGCACCCGUUUCAGUGGUGUAACGGGUGCUUCUGUGGUCUGGGACUGGUUUACACUAAUAAGACGUGCACCAUGCCGCCCAUCACCUUCCAGGACCUGCCUCUCAACAUCUACAUGGUCAUCUUUGGGACGGGCAUCUUCGUCUUCAUCCUGAGCCUCAUCUUCUGCUGUUAUUUCAUCAGCAAACUACGACACCAAGCACAGAGUGAGCGAUUUGGAUACAGAGAGGUGGUUUUAAAAGGCGAUCCCAAAAAACUGAGUCUUCAUGGGCAGACGUGCGCCGUGUGUCUGGAGGACUUCAAAGUGAAAGACGAGCUGGGGGUGUUGCCAUGCCAACACGCUUUCCACAGGAAGUGUUUGGUAAAGUGGCUGGAGGUGCGCUGCGUUUGCCCCAUGUGCAACAAGCCCAUCGCCGGCCCCCCCGAGCAGCAUCACAGCAUAGGGACUCUGCUGGACGAGCUGGUAUAACCUCCGCCCACCCCGACGCGCCCCGCCCACCCACUCCAGCCCAGGCGGGACGCCCGCGCUCUGCUGCCACUCCAGCUGGUUUAAGUUAGCGACCAAAAAGGACGAGGGACGCGCCGCAGAAACGCAGCCGACCACUCGGAGGAAGCCUCUGAAGGAUGCUGUUGCCUGGCAACAACCUCUGAUGGUAACACAACACCUURACGGUGUCUGAGAGAUUAUCCUCAGCCUCCCACACAUCACUCCACCGCUCUUCUUUCAACGUGCCCCCCCACAACUCGCUCUCCCUCUCUGCACCCGUUCUUCACAUCCUCUGCUGCUGCCAGGAGGUGAGGCGAACGCCGGAGUGGAGGCGGCAGAUCGUCCGUGGACAGAAGCAGCGCUGACGGAUCAGAGCGCUCAGCGACAGGCUUGCAUGUCACGGUGGGCGCAGACGUGUAAUUAUAUCCAUAUCAGCAGAGACUCUUGUGAAACAAAAAAAGGAAAGAAAGAAAAGUAACACCA